This is a messenger RNA of Capra hircus (goat), 4256 nucleotides long. RefSeq names its product zinc finger protein 432 (gene ZNF432). NCBI's taxonomy places the organism in Eukaryota, Metazoa, Chordata, Mammalia, Artiodactyla, Bovidae. The record is from RefSeq and is a predicted model, not a curated record. Gene Ontology annotation, biological process: regulation of DNA-templated transcription. Bases 317 to 2275 code for a protein of 652 amino acids. The transcript has 5 exons.
CAUAGAAACGCGGUAGAAACGCCGCUGACCCUUGACGGUUGGUGUCUGUAGGGGGGGCUGGGCGAGGGGACCAGAAGUGAAAGAAGCUUAGGGAAGAAAGUCAGGCCCUGAAGAGGUGGCUGCAGGUUCAGGAGAGAACCAGAUUUAAACAACAGAUAAGAUAUGAAUGAAGAAAGAGGAGGUUCCAGGACCUAGGUAUUGUUAUUUCUGGGGACACUCUGGCAGCUGUGAUAUCUAACUAGAAAUUAACAGGAAUAUCCAGAAGAGACAGAGACAGAACCUCUGCAUUGCCAACUGUUUUCAGAGAACAGAGAAUAUGAUCCAGGCGCAGGAAACCUUGUCAUUCAAAGAUGUGGCUGUGGACUUCACAUGGGAAGAGUGGCAGCUCCUGGCCCCUGCUCAGAAGACCCUGUACCGGGAUGUGAUGCUGGAGAAUUAUAGCAACCUGGUGUCCGUGGGAUAUCGAGUCAGCAAAUCAGAUGUACUGUCCAAGUUGGAACAAGGGAAAGAACGAUGGAUGACAGAAGAUGAAAUCCACAGUCGUACCUGGCCAGAAACUGGCAACAUUGGUAAUCAUCUGCAGGUUGACUGGGAAAAUAAAAAAAUGCUGAAAGGUAUUGAACAAUGCCAGGAACAUAAUGCAUUUGGAAAUCCUGUUCCUCAAAGCCAAGGUUAUUUCUGUUUCAGGCAAAAUCAUGAUAUGUUUGAGUACUAUAUAAAAACUUUGAAGUCAAAUUUAAGUUUAGUCAUCCAGAGCCAAAGCUAUGAAAUUAAAAACUCUAUUAAAUGUAAUGGAGAUGGGAAAUCAUUUCUGUUUGGUAAACAUGAAAAAUGUCAUUCUCCAGUUAAAUGCCCUGUAAGUGCAAAACCCAUCAGCACUAAGUCCCAAGUCAUUAAGCACCAAAUAACUCACAACAUAGAGAAAGCCCAUAUAUGCAGUGAAUGUGGGAAAGCCUUUGUUAAGAAGUCUCAGCUCACUGAUCAUCAGAGAGUUCAUACAGGAGAGAAACCUUAUGGAUGCAGUCUGUGUGCAAAAGUAUUCUCCCGGAAGUCCAGGCUCAAUGAACAUCAGAGAAUUCAUGAGAGAGAGAAAUCUUUUAUAUGCAGUGAUUGUGCAAAAGUCUUCACUACAAAGAGCCGUCUUAUUGAACACCAGCGAACUCACACAGGAGAGAAGCCUUAUGUAUGCAGUGACUGUGGAAAAGGCUUCCCAGGGAAGCGUAAUCUCAUCUUACAUCAGCGAAAUCAUACUGGAGAGAAAUGCUAUGUAUGUAGUGAAUGUGGAAAAGGCUUUACUGGAAAGAGCAUGCUCACUGUACACCAGCGAACUCACACCGGAGAGAAACCCUACAUCUGCAGUGAAUGUGGGAAAGGCUUUACCACAAAGCACUAUGUCAUCAUCCACCAACGGAAUCAUACAGGAGAGAAACCCUACAUAUGCAAUGAAUGUGGGAAAGGUUUCAUCAUGAAAAGCCGUCUGACCGAACAUCAGCGAAUUCAUACAGGAGAGAAGCCGUAUGUGUGCAAUGAAUGUGGAAAAGGCUUUCCCAGGAAGGGUAAUCUGAUUGUACAUCAGAAGACUCAUACAGUAGAGAAAUCCUAUGUAUGUAGUGAAUGUGGAAAAGGCUUCACCAUGAAAAGCAUGCUUACCAUACAUCAACGAACUCACACUGGCGAGAAACCCUACAUCUGCAGUGAAUGUGGAAAAGGCUUCCCAUUGAAGAGUCGGCUGGUCGUGCAUCAGCGAACACAUACUGGUGAAAAACCUUACCGAUGCAGUGAAUGUGGGAAAGGCUUCAUUGUGAACAGUGGACUGAUGUUACAUCAGCGAACUCACACUGGAGAGAAACCCUAUAGAUGCAAUAAAUGUGGAAAAGAGUUUGCCUUUAAGAGCAAUCUUGUGGUACAUCAGCGAACUCAUACUGGAGAGAAGCCCUUUACAUGCAGUGAGUGUGGAAAAGGUUUCACCAUGAAACGCUAUCUCAUCGUACAUCAACAAAUUCAUAUGGGAGAGAAGUCCUAUGUAUGCAGUGAAUGUGGAAUAGGUUUUGUCAUGGAAACAGAGCUCAUUUUACAUCAGCAGAUUCAUACUGGAGAGAAACCUUAUGCCUGCAGUGAAUGUGGCAAAGGCUUCAUUGUGAAAAGCCGUCUAGUGGUUCAUCAGCGGACUCAUACAGGAGAGAAACCUUUUGUAUGCAGUGAUUGUGGAAAAGGCUUCUCCUCAAAAAGGAAUCUCCUUGUACAUCAGAGAACUCAUAAUGGAAACAAACCAUAAAAGCGAUGACUAUGAUCACACCUACAGGAAGAAAAUAUGCUUUGUCCAACAUCAGAGAUUUCUAACCUUUAUAUAUACUGACUGUGGAAAAUCCUAUUCAGCAUUGGUAUUGGUCUCAUUACCCACCAGAAAAUUUACACAGGAGACAAACUGUAUGUAUGCAAUUAAUGUGAGAAAGCCUUCAACACAAAUUCAACACUCAUUGUACCUCAAAGAACUCAUAAAAGAGACCGACUAUGAAUCCAGUGAUUGGGGGUAAUCUUUUGUCGACCCUUGUUAAUACACAUGAGAAACAUAUAGGUCAAAGUACAUAAUUCUUUGUAGAAACUCUGAAUUCAUUAUAUACAAGUGUAUUUUUUAGGAUAAAAAAGAUGAUGUUUCAGUGAACUCAUUAAACAUCAGUGUGCUCCUAGCAUACUUGACUAUUGUCAGCGUAGAUUAGCCUGCUGCUAAUUUCACCCUUAGGAAAUAUGAAAUUUGCAUAGGGGUGAAAUUUAAUGAAUGAAGAGAAUAUGCUAGUGCCUUCAGUGAUCAGUUACCUCACACUGUAUGUCUAAAUUAACAUGUAGGAAAAGCUCUGAUACAUUCAAUGCAGAAAAAGCUCAAGGAAGCAUUUUUAGGUACUAAUUAUAUGUCUGAAAAGUGUGUGCUAAGAUAAAUCCUAUGACUGGAGAGACUAGGAAAGCCUUCUAUGGAAAUAAAAACCCUAUCUCAUCAGUGAUCAUAAUAGAUCACCAAUGAGCUCAUACAUAGUAACAAUAUGAUGAUUGUGGGAAAGACUUUGCCUGGAAAUAAAACCUCAGUAAGUUGCCUGAUAUGCAUGCUGGAGAAAAAUUUUCAGAUGGCAAUGAAUAUGGCAGGAUUUCAGUGAUACAUUCUGCCUCAUUGCUUUUCAUGAAUUCACACAGAAAUAAAAUGGUUAUGGACCCACUAAAUAUGGAGUAACUUUAGCAAAAUAUCAGAAUUCUGAAGGAAAGAAACCUCAUGAAAAUGACAUAUACUUGAACUUUCUAUCACAAGUCUAAAUUUAUUAUACACCUGAUGUCCAUUUUGGGGCAGAAUACCUUGAACCAUAUCAAUGAUUCCAUAAUUUUAAAGUGGGCUAGUCUCGACACUAAUUUGUAAUGUUAUAUACAAUACAGGAGUGUUCUGUGCCCACUUUAUAUUAUUAUAUUUUUCACUCUUGCAUUUCUUAGGUUCUAAAUUCAGCUCUGUCUACAAUGUACUUCAAAGUAAAAAGGAAUAUAUUCAUAAAUGAAAUCCAACAUAACUGGAUGUAUUUAUCUAAGUUUAUAAGUAGCAUUAGGUAGUUUACAAACACUUUAAAAAUGAUUUUUCUAAAAUUCGUUUUGAAAUAGUUUUAGACUCCCAAGUAAUUACAAAAUAUACCAAGUUCCCACAUACCCUUACUCAGUUUCUUCAGUGGUGUUAUCUUACAUAACCAUAAUGCAUCAUCAAACCCAAUAAAAUGACAUUGGUGCAGUGCUGUUAGGUAAACUGGAUCUUAUUUGGAUUUUAGUAGGUUUUUGCAUGCACUAAUUUAUAUGAAGUUUUUUGUUUUUAGUAUAUAGUUUUAAGAAAUUUUAUCUUACACAUAAGAUUUCUGUAAACCCCACCACAAUUGGGAUGCAGAAUUGUGCCAACACAAAGAAACAUCCUCAUGUUACCCCUCUGUGGUCACACUCUUCCCCCACCCCUGACCAUGGUGACCACUGGUCAAACUCCAUCACUCCAGCUUGGUUAUUUCAACAAUGCUGUUAAAAUGGAAUCAUACCAUAUGUAGCCUUUGAGAUAGGCUUCGUUUCACUCAGCAAAUUGCUGUUAAGAUCCAUCCAAUUUUUUUGGUGUAUAAGUGGUUUUACUUGUUAAUAAUAUUCUUUUGUAUGGAUAUACAGUGACUGUCUGUUUACUAUUGACAGAUGUCUGGGUUGUUUUCCAGUGUUUCAUUGUUUUGAAUAAAACCCUAUGAACAUUUAUGGAC